Chionomys nivalis (European snow vole) is the source of this 2584-nucleotide messenger RNA. RefSeq names its product mitochondrial ribosomal protein S26 (gene Mrps26). The transcript is spliced from 4 exons. Lineage: Eukaryota; Metazoa; Chordata; Mammalia; Rodentia; Cricetidae. Gene Ontology annotation, cellular component: mitochondrial small ribosomal subunit. The record is from RefSeq and is a predicted model, not a curated record. Bases 53 to 655 code for a protein of 200 amino acids.
GUGGUGCUCCGCGGCCACUUCCGGGCCGGGCGUGCCGCCGGCCGCCGCUGUCAUGUUGCGCGCCCUGAAGCGCCUGGCCCCGCGGCCCGGGUGCCAGCCCUCGACUGUGCUGGUCCUGCCCGCGCGCGGCCGCAAAACCCGCCACGACCCGCCUGCCAAGUCCAAGGUCGGGCGCGUGAAGAUGCCGCCCGCAGUGGACCCCGCGGAAUUCUUCGUGUUGACCGAGCGCUAUCGGCAGUACCGGCAGACCGUGGGCGCGCUCAGGCAAGAGUUCGCGUCGGAAGUGCGCAGGAAGGCGUACGAGGCCCGGUCCGGGGUCCUGGCUGAGCGCAGGGUGCGGGAGGCCGCCGAAGAGCACCGGGUGCUCAUGGCCUGGAACCAGGAGGAGAACCGGCGGCUGCAGCAGCUAAGGAUAGAUAGGUUGCAGCUGGAAGCGCGAGACCAGGAGCUGCGACAGGCCGAGGACCAGGCCCAGCGGGCCCGGGAAAAACAGGCUUGGGUGCAACUGAAAGAGCAAGAAGUGCUCCAGCUGCAGGAAGAGGCCAAAAACUUCAUCACCCGCGAGAACCUGGAGGCACGGAUAGAAGAAGCGCUGGACUCCCCGAAGAACUACAACUGGGCCAUCACCAGAGAAGGGCAGGUGGUCAGGAACUGAGCACAGAGGCUCCUAGGGGCCCAGAGUAGGGACAGUGCUUGCCAAGGAGCCCUGUGUGCGUCCUAUGGCAGACGGCUGAGCCUUUCCUAGAGCAGCCCCCAUCCACCCCAGUUUCUGAGCGCACCACCUGACCGGAAGCUGUUCUGACACUACAUACAAACUCAGGCCAGCAUCAGACUCUGGGAAGUUCCUGUCACACGAAGGAUCAAGCUGGUCUACAUCCCCUCUAGCAGCCAAGCUAUCUUCUGCGUCUCACGGAGGACUGUGAGCCAAAUGGUUGCUGCUUUUCUAAGUAAAGUUUUACAGGAGCCCUGUCUGGCCUGCUCACUGACUGUCGUGCGGUGCCCUGGGGACAGGAGUAAACAGUCACCAUAGAACCUAAACUGCUCGUAAAGCCAAAGGCAUUUGUUGUCUGACUUUUUUGGAGAAUAAGUUUAUUUGUCCCUAAAUUUUUGGGUCUUUAGCUGACUAGCCAGAAGCAGCUUUCACCUAACUGAGCCAUAAAUUAGUUACCUGCUUUGCCCAAUCCUGUGCUUUGCUGACUCGGGUCUGGCACAGGAUCCAGAAAGCAAAAAGGAUACCGUGUUUCUCCAGGUAACUCUCCAGGAGUGGUUUCUGUGACAUGUCACUGUCCUGAUGCAAUGCCUCUGGUUCUACUGCCUGGGAAGACCUGGUUGCUCAAAAGAGGCUGACUUAAUUAACAAAGCUCUGAGUACCAGGAGUAGUAAACACUGAUAGUACCAGUCCCCAUUCAGGUGUAGGCCCUCAAGCAACACGUUUCUUCCAGCCAGUUGCUGCCCUUCAGUGUGUGAGUGAGUGAGUGUGUGUAAGUGGUGGCCAAAAGUCAUUUGUAGGUGUCAUUCGACGGGAGUCUCACCUUGGUCUGUUUUUUUAGUUUGGUUUGGAUUUGGUUUUGUUUUUUUGAGGCGGGGCCUUCACUGGAACCUGGGGCUCAUGCCUGGCCAGCUAGUCCAGAGAGUCCAUCUGUGUUUGCUUCCCUGGCACUGGGAGUAGAUGCACAUGCCAUUACGUUUGGCUUUAUGUGGUACCGGGGAUCAAAGCCAGAUGUUCGUGACUAUGUCACCUGUACUUUAUGCAUGGGCUGUCUCCCCAACUCCUGUCGGUUCUUUCACUGUCUUUGUCAUAAACUUGAAUGCCAUCGACAUCCAAAGAAAAAGAAUCCUGGUUACUUCCCACAAUUCUUGGGUUUUGGAAUCCCCAAGGAACCUCAGGGACUAUGGCAGCUUAUUAUUCCGUCGAAGAACCAGGUGUCAAGGUGUAAGUAGAGGUGGCAUCCUGCACUCAGACCCCCGAGAGCCAUGAUCCCCCUCUCCCUGACUGGUCAGAACACGUGAGGUCCUACAUUCAGAUUCUGAGGUAAACUGAUAGGAUCAUGUGCCUUACUUGGUUGUCCCAGUGAGAAGUUGACCCGAACUCCACGAACUCUGCUCAAUGGGUGACCCCAACCACCCCUGCCCAGGAUCUGUCUCCUCAGUCACAGUCAAGCAUUGAUAUUCUACCAAGACACUUCUGCUCUUUGCCCCUUCUGUCUUUGAGACUAAAGCAGCUUCAGCAGUGAGGGCUGGGGAUGGAUGUUGUGGUUAUGGCCUUUGGAUUAGGUUAGGUCAUGCAAAUUCGAAGGAGGUGACCUGGGGUUGUUCGCUUGGUACAGUGCUUGCCUAGUGUGCACAGGGCCUGGGUUCAGUCCCCGGGUUCAGUCCCCAGCGCUGUAGAAACCAAACCAGGCGUUGUGGUUCACACCUGCUUUCUGGAGGAAAAGGCAAGAGUAGAAUUUCAAGGUCAUCCUCAGCUACGUAGGGAGUUCCUGGUCAUCCUGGUUCCUCAUGAGACUCCAAAAAACUUCCCGCAUGCCCAUCAAGUAGACAGAAUGUGAAGGUGCCUACCGCAGGAACUGCAGCUGGGUGAAGG